This is a messenger RNA of Arachis ipaensis, 576 nucleotides long. Lineage: Eukaryota; Viridiplantae; Streptophyta; Magnoliopsida; Fabales; Fabaceae. The record is from RefSeq and is a predicted model, not a curated record.
AUGGGUUAUGCAUUGGACAAACAGUACCGGUCAAAAUAUGGGGACCACUUGAACUUGUCGAAUCUUGUGGGUCAAGAUAGUGAUGAGGAUAAUCAAGAUAUGGAUGAGGGUAAUCAGGAUAUGGAUGAUGGUGGUGAGGGUAUGGAUGAGGAUAGUCAGGAUGCGGAUAAUGACAAUGAGGAACUGGAGCCACAGUCGGUGCCACCUCCCACUUCGAAUCCACUUCCGCAAGAACAACCUCAGUUCUCAAGCCAGUAUGUACCUCAGACACAGUUCUCCCCGUCAUUUCCAACGCCUCAACAGUAUUGGGGUAGGUAUUCAUUGGAUGCGAGGCUCCCGUGCCAUACCUCAUCGGUCGCUUCCGGAGGGUUCAUAUCUGUUGACUCUAGUAGAAGUGUAGGUGGACGCGGAGUUCUUAAUAGUCAAAAUCCUAACCGUGUCGACAUGGGACCACUACAAGAAGAUGCUAACCCAGUCGAGCAAGAUACUAAUGCGUAUCUAGUAGAUGACCCGGAUGACGAGGAUGAUGAUGAUGAUGACGAAAUAGAGGAGUCCGAUGAGGAUGAGGAAUCCUGA